Molecule: messenger RNA, 7855 nt
Organism: Anguilla anguilla (European eel)
Lineage: Eukaryota; Metazoa; Chordata; Actinopteri; Anguilliformes; Anguillidae
Gene: kcnt1
Product: potassium channel, subfamily T, member 1
Exons: 36
Coding region: 610-4461 (1283 amino acids)
Biological process (GO): potassium ion transport
Cellular component (GO): membrane
Molecular function (GO): intracellular sodium-activated potassium channel activity
Source: RefSeq, a predicted model, not a curated record
GGAAGAUGGCGUGAGUCCUUAUGUAUAAAAUAGCAUAGCCUGCCAAGCCUGGAAUUAUUUUCAAACAGAAGCACCUUUCGUUUAGCAAAGGGACAAUGAUGCUGUUAUAAUGGAUAUAUGCUGUCCGGAGAGGGAUGCAUUUGGGGCUGCUCGAGAUACCUUUGAUAUCAUUUACAAAAGAUGUCUAACGUUUGGUCGCCACACUUUAUAAGAAAACAUUGCUCUAAAAAUGAUAAACUAUCGCUGUUUUAAGUAGCAUUUAAACUUCCCAAUACUGAGAGGUGAAUUAGAAAGAUACCUGAUAUUAAUCGAGUCUUAUCCUUCGCUUAAUUAAAUGAUGCACCUCAGCGGUAAAUGUGGUUUUAUAAUUACUAAAGCAUUCAAAAAAAUCUACCGUGUAAGAAAUGACUGAAAUAAGUUAAUUAGGACUAGAAAUCUUGGGACAAGGUCUUCCAGGGGGAUUGCUUCCUGUCUUGCCGCCGAUGCAAUUUUCCAAGGAAGACGGAGCUCUCGAGGGGACAUUUAAAUCGAAAGCUCACCACUGCGACUCAACCGGGGCUACGUCCAAAAUGUGCAGUGAAUGCUACACAAACCAGACGUUUGUUUACGAUGAUGGGACCGCGCACGAACACACAGCCAGAGGCAGUCAUGAGCCGACCAGCUCACUCCCCAAGUUCCCAUGGCGACAGGCCUUCACCUGAGACUGUUCAGAAGAACAACAGCAGCAACACCGGAGUUAUUCUGGAUAUUUCCGCACUCAAGAUGACCGAGGUGGACUCGGAGGUCCCCCCACUUCCGCCUCGGUACCGAUUUCGCGAUUUACUGCUUGGGGACCAGUCCUUCCAAAACGACGACAGGGUGCAGGUGGAGUUCUACGUGAAUGAGAACACAUUCAAGGAGAGGCUGAAACUUUUCUUCAUAAAAAACCAAAGAUCAAGUCUUAGAAUUCGGAUCUUCAACUUCUGCCUGAAGCUGCUGACAUGCCUCCUGUACACUGUUCGGGUUAUGCUGGACAAAUCGGCUGACAACUGGUCUCACUGUGCAGACUGUCAGUUGAACAAGACCACGUACGCAACAGGCAUCAACUGUGUGGACUGUCAGUUGAACAAAACCACAUACUCAACAGGCAUAAACUGGGAGGUGAUAUUCUGGGUUGACAGGAAGCUCUAUGUGUGGGCGAUACAGGUGAUCGUAGCCUUAAUCAGUUUUCUAGAGGCCAUGCUCCUGACGUACCUCAGCUACAAGGGCAACAUUUGGGAGCAGAUGUUCCAGGUGUCAUUUCUCUUGGAGAUGAUCAACACAGUGCCCUUCAUCAUCACGAUAUUUUGGCCUCCACUGAGGAACAUCUUCAUCCCCGUGUUUCUCAAUUGCUGGCUAGCCAAGUGUGCACUGGAGAAUAUGAUCAAUGAUCUACACCGAGCCAUACAGCGGACACACUCUGCCAUGUUCAACCAGGUUCUCAUUCUCAUCUGCACCCUGCUGUGUCUGGUCUUCACUGGGACAUGUGGUAUCCAGCAUCUAGAGAGAGCAGGGAGGAACCUCAGCCUGUUCAAGUCCCUGUAUUUCUGCAUUGUUACCUUCUCCACUGUGGGAUAUGGCGAUGUAACACCUCAGAUCUGGCCCUCCCAGCUGCUAGUGGUCAUCAUGAUCUGCGUUGCUCUGGUAGUGCUCCCUCUGCAGUUUGAGGAGCUGAUAUACUUGUGGAUGGAGCGGCAGAAGUCUGGCGGGAACUACAGCCGCCAUCGUGCUCAGACAGAGAAGCAUGUUGUGCUGUGUGUCAGUUCCCUCAAGAUCGACCUGCUCAUGGACUUCCUGAACGAGUUCUAUGCUCAUCCCAGACUGCAGGAUUACUACGUGGUGAUACUCUGUCCCACGGAGAUGGACAUCCAGGUGCGUCGAGUCCUGCAGAUCCCACUCUGGUCCCAGAGGGUCAUCUACCUUCAGGGCUCUGUUCUCAAGGACCAGGAUUUAAUGAGGGCCAAGAUGGACGAUGCAGAGUCCUGUUUCAUUCUGAGCAGCAGGAAUGAGGUGGACCGAACUGCUGCAGACCACCAGACCAUCCUGAGAGCUUGGGCUGUAAAGGACUUCGCUCCAAACUGCCCGCUUUAUGUCCAGAUCCUCAAACCAGAGAACAAGUUUCACGUGAAGUUUGCUGAUCAUGUCGUCUGUGAAGAAGAGUUCAAGUAUGCCAUGUUGGCCCUGAACUGUGUAUGUCCUGCAACAUCCACACUGGUCACACUCCUUGUUCACACAUCCCGUGGACAGCAGGUAUUUUAUUGUAGGGAAGGCCAGCAAUCCCCCGAGCAAUGGCAGAGAAUGUAUGGCCGUUGCUCAGGCAACGAAGUCUACCACAUCCGCCUCAGUGACAGCAAGUUCUUUGGGGAGUAUGACAGCAAAAGCUUCACCUAUGCCUCCUUCCAUGCUCACAAGAAGUAUGGCGUGUGCUUGAUCGGAGUGAAGAGGGAAGACAACAAGAGCAUCCUGCUGAACCCUGGCCCACGCCACAUCAUGGCCGUCUCUGACACCUGCUACUACAUCAACAUCACCAAGGAGGAGAACUCCGCCUUCAUCUUCAAACAGGAAGAGAAGCACAAGAGGAAGGGGAAGUCACCGGGCGGCCUGUACGACGCCCCCUCCCGCCUCCCCGUCCACAGCAUCAUCGCUAGCAUGGGAACAGUAGCCAUGGACCUGCAGAGCACAAACCCGCCCGACAGCAGCAGCAGCAAGCUGGCCCUGCCCACGGAGAACGGGUCCGAGAGCCGGCGGCCCAGCAUCGCCCCCGUGCUGGAGAUCGCCGACUCUGCCGCCAUCCUGCCGUGCGACUUCCUCGGUGACCAAUCGGAGGACGAGAUGACCCAGUCGGACGAUGAAGGGUCAUCCAUUUGCGAGUAUGUGAAAGGAUACCCACCCAAUUCCCCCUAUAUUGGGAGCUCCCCCACCCUCUGCCAUCUGCUGCCCCAGAAAGCCCCGUUCUGCUGCCUGCGACUGGACAAGGGCUGCAAGCACAACAGCUUUGAGGAUGCCAAAGCCUACGGCUUUAAGAACAAGCUCAUCAUCGUGUCUGCCGAGACGGCGGGGAAUGGCUUAUAUAAUUUCAUUGUUCCUCUUCGAGCCUACUACCGGUCCCGAAAGGAGCUGAACCCUAUCGUGCUGCUCUUGGACUACCCGCCAGACAACCACUUUUUAGAAGCUAUAUGUUGUUUCCCAAUGGUUUACUUCAUGGCUGGGACCAUUGACAAUCUGGAUAACUUGUUGCAGUGUGGGAUAAUUUAUGCUGACAAUCUGGUGGUGGUGGACAAGGAGAGCACCAUGAGUGCAGAAGAGGACUACAUGGCCGAUGCCAAAACUAUUGUUAAUGUUCAGACGAUGUUCAGGUUAUUCCCCAGUCUAAGCAUCAUCACUGAACUCACCCAUCCCUCUAACAUGAGGUUCAUGCAGUUCAGAGCAAAGGACUGCUACUCGCUGGCUCUGUCCAAGCUGGAGAAGAAAGAGCGUGACAAGGGCUCCAACCUGGCCUUCAUGUUCCGCCUCCCGUUUGCUGCAGGCAGGGUGUUCAGCAUCAGUAUGCUCGACACACUGCUCUACCAGUCAUUUGUGAAGGACUACAUGAUUCCCAUCGCAAGACUUUUAUUAGGCCUGGACACCACGCCUGGCUCUGGCUACCUGUGUGCGAUGAAGGUGAGCGAGGAGGACCUGUGGAUCCGGACCUACGGAAGGCUGUUCCAGAAGCUCUGCUCCUCCAGCGCAGAAAUCCCCAUUGGAAUCUACCGCACAGAGUCGCACAUGUUCUCCUCCUCAGAGUGUAAGGAUAUUUGCAGACAGUCGCAGGUCUCCAUAAACGUGGAGGACUGUGAGGACACCAGGGAACGGCCGGAGUCAUGGAAGGAAAAGACCUCCCAGCGGAACUCCAUGGGCAGUGACCAAUCGGAGCACCCCCUGCUGAGGAGGAAGAGCAUGCAGUGGGCACGCCGCCUAAGCAGGAAGAACACCAAACCUCCGAGCCGGACUGAGCGCAUCAACCAGCAGCGCCUUAACCUGUCCCGCCGGUCCGAGAGGCAGGAGCUGUCGGAGCUCGUCAAGAACCGGAUGAAGCACCUGGGGCUACCCACCACCGGAUAUGAGGAUGUUGCUAAUUUAACUGCAAGCGAUGUGAUGAAUCGGGUAAACCUAGGAUAUUUGCAAGAUGCUGGCAAACACGGAGCCGCUCAGAAAUAUCCAAAAUGCAGCCUUAGCACUCCCUUCACAAUGGCGCACACAGAUGAAAUGAAUGACCACCAGAACACAUUGUCCUACGUCCUGAUCAACCCCACGCCGGACACCAGACUGGAGCUCAAUGACAUCGUGUACCUGAUCCGCUCCGACCCGCUGGCGCACGUGCCCGACGACCCCCCGGCCAGGCCGAGCGGCGGGAGGAUGAGGCAGGAGCUCGGCAUGGAGACCAGAGACGAGACCCAGCUCUGAGCGCCUCCGCCAGAGCGCGACGGCAGAGGCGGCCCAGUUCACAAAGAGUGCCUAGAUUGACUGAGAGAUAAUCGGAAUGGAGACAGCCCACCUGGUGUGGAGUGCAGGCGAUGCACGGCGAUCCCCCGGCAACACGUGCAGCUCCUCGUGCGUCCGAGGCACAGCUGUGCCCAAGAGAGGGGCGGAGUCACUGCAUGGGGUGGGGCCAGAGGGAGGACCCUGGCGGAAUGUAAUGGAGCUGAGAGGAUCGUGUUGUACACAGGAACGCCCUCACUGUUCCUCCGUACAACGAGUGACCUCAGAUCCUUGGAACACCCCCCCCCCACCCACCCACUUCCUCCCAGUUCUGUAGAAAUCAAAUACCGGAUGGUUCCUGGGUGGAAUUCACACCACCAGGCACUACGACAAAAAAAAUCCAUCAUGCAUUGUCCGUGUGGCUGUUGACUCCUCUCUCUUUAACCACCUGUGCUACUUGAGUGCAAUGGCUGCUCCAUCACAAACCCCUGGAACAGAUAAUCUGCUGCAUAGCAUGUGGUGCAGAAUGCCUUCAGACCUCACAUGUUCAUACCCUGCUGAGUUCAGCAUGGCACCGCGGUGGCUACUUUUAUCAGUAGCUGGUGAGGAGUCCGAUGGACAUGCUUGAUUUCUAAGUAGAUGAUGCACCACGAAGCACUGAUCUACUGGACUUGGCCUUACUCAGGGCUCCCCCAGGAAGAGGUGAUGAUGGGUAAGGCCCAUAGAUGUGGUCAGGUUGUAAUCCCUUUAUAUAGUUUGAGGAAUUUUGUUUUAUUUAACUUUAUAUUUUUUAUUUCAUCCCAAGUAAAUUAAUAAAUUACUAAUUUUAUUUAUUUAUUUUUUUGUCACUUUUGAUGUUGUUUUGACAUACUGAUAUCUUGCACAGAAGCCAAUAUACAGUAUUUACAUGACUCAUCACCAGCGACACCCCAUCAAAUCAUAACCAAUCCAGCAACCAGGCCAGACACUCGCAUUGGUACAGUAAAGUCACUCUGGUAAAUUUUCAUUAUGCAUUCAUAUCAUCAAUUCAUAUCAUAUUUUAUAGACGGUGAUGUCUAUGAAAGGGAACCCUAAAGAGACGAGCAGGGAGUUGUUUACUGGUAUAAGCAAGUCUUGAGUACUUGCUAAACUGCUGCUCUUUUAUUAUUUAUUAACUUGUUGCUCAUGAAGUAGAUCUGCCUGAUUUUCCAUUGAUGAGUACUUUAAUGUAAUGGUUUUGCUCUUUUCCUUUUAGAUUUCACAGUGUGUCCUUCUAUUGCCACGCUGCUUUCCUCACAUAGUUGCAUGUGUCUGAAAAAGAGAGAACAAAAAGGUUAAUAUGAUGUCACAAAUAAGAUCAUUAAUUUAAUGAUUUGUAAUGUAAUACAUUUUUUUUUAGAAAUCUUUGUUAAUGUCAGCAAAAGGCUUUAGUACAAUACUGUAUAAUUUAGGGUAUGUUAUCUUAGAUUGAAAAAGAAAAAAACACAUGUCACUUUGCAUUAUCACUUUUCUAUAUUGUAAUUGAAAGCUGAUAAUUUGUCAUAACUUUUGUGAAGCUGUGUUCCUUGUUGGGAGUAUUACUGGUGCUUGCAGGAUGAAGUCAUGUCUUCUGGAAAAGUAUCAGUUACACUACAACAGAUUAAGGUUUGCAUUGUUUUGACAUUAGAGAUUGUAGUUUAACAUAUACUUUUGACUGAAAAUCAGAAUAGCAUAUUGUUAGCAUUAUAUUAUUGCGAAUUAAAUUGGUCACUGCAUUCCCAGCAGAAUGGGAAGUGUCAGGGAAACGUCAUUUGGUGUCACCUGAUUAAACUGCAGUCUGAAUAUUCCUUUGUGCCAUGUGGCAUUGAGGGGGGCCAGUCUACCAACCAUACUAUGGGGGUAAGAGCUGGGAGCAAGAGAAAGAAACAUGGUCCCAAAGAGUGUAAUGUUUGGGUAUGAGAUUUACCUGACCUGGCCCCAAAGAGUGUAAAUCUUGGGUAUGAAAUUUACCUGACAUGGCCCCAAAGAGUGUAAAUCUUGGGUAUGAAAUUUAAAGACAAGAUGUUUGCAGUGACAGAAAAUGCCAUCAGGUGCUUGAAAGAUAUUUGCAGUGCUGAUACACUGUAUUUCUUUUGACUGGACUGGGUGAGAAUAAUAUAUUUGUUAUUUACGCAUUUAUUUUUGUGUUCAUUGAACCAACCCAUUUAUUGGAAAUAGGAGAGAUUUGUAGAGCUGGUUAUACAAAUGUAAAAUCGGCAUUAUCUUAUUCUUAUUAUUUAUUGCAAUUGUUACACAAGAUUUUUAGCGAACUUUUUAUUUAUGUUGCUCACGCUCACUGAAAUCAACUGGUUUGAAGAAAACCAUCUUGACUACAUGCAUUCAACUUUACUACAUAAUACAUAUACUGUUUAAUAUGAAAUGUGAUUUCCUGUGUACAUUUGUAUGUUUAAUUUAUAUUAAUACUGACAUAAUUUAUUAGUAUCUGUUUUAAAUUAUCAAAGCUAGUCACUUUAAAAUAUACUGAUGUGAAUAUAUUUGUAUGCAAUCAAUGAAUUUCUCAAGUGGAAUUAGAACUCAGAUAAGGUGUCCUCUGUUAAAUGUUAUGCUUCUUUCUCAGUUUCAAUGUUAAUUUUACGUUGCUAAAUAUAAUAGAGGAACAAGAACUUUGCACUAAAAGGAUGGCAGUGUAGAUGAAGGUCAGUUUAAAACCCUUUAACCCCAUUCUCUACAAGAUGAAGAACUCAAAAGUGCUAUGGGAUCAUUGUAAAUAGUCAUUUUAAAAACUAGUCGUUAGCUGCUUUUUUUCAUCAUAAGACAAAUAUAUUUUGAUAAGUAGUACUGUUUUGAUCAUGCCAUGUUUUCAGCUGCUGAAUGAAUGCGUCAAUUUUUUUUUUUUUUUGUGGGGGGGAGUUAACAAGAGAAGUAAUUUUUCAGAUCCACUUUUGAGAUGGGAGACUGGGCUUUUGGUCAGGGAUAUCAUCUAUAACAUUUCAAAUCAUACAAAAACUUGCAUGAACUGGACAGAAAUCCAUCAAUGAACACUAAUAUAGUCUUUUAUAAUGUAGUGAUUCCAAAUAAAUGUGAACCUAUUUAAAAAAAAUAUUAUGUAGCCAACAAAUUGUUUUUAGUUUUGUAAAUCAUCAUCAUUGUAAAUCAACUUCAUCAAAAAAAACUGUUUGAUGUAUGAUUGCAAAAAAUAUUUUUAUCUCGUGACAAAAUACUCUCAACGAAUUACACCAUGCAUGUUCUUUUCAGUCCUAUAAAAGGUCCUUUUUGAAGUCCUUGGCACCGUUUUCUGAAUGUACGGAAUAAUCUACUGAUAAAUCCAUUUUGUACUAUUUCCUAUAUGAAGUCUGUGUGCUUCACUACUGUACGUAAAAGAAACAUAAUAAAUGCGAGGCAUGCAGCCAUGGCAAAGCAA